AUGCCUCAGAACGAGUAUAUCGAACGCUGGACGAAGCAGCACGGCAAGCGCUUCGACCACGAUGAACGUAAGCGCAAGCGCAUUGCCCGAGAGGGACACGAUGGUUCCAAGAAGGCGCAAAACUACCGCGGUCUGCGCGCAAAACUCUACGCCGAAAAGCGUCGCAAGGAAAAGAUCCAGAUGAAGAAGACGAUCCGUGCCCACGAAGAACGCAACGUCAAGACAUCAGAGCCCGCCGAGCCUUCUACAGAAGCCCUACCACAGUACCUCCUCGACCGCAGCAACGAGAAGAACGCAAAAGCGCUGUCCAGCGCCAUCAAGCAGAAGCGCAAUGAAAAGGCGGCAAGGUUCAGCGUACCCCUACCCAAGGUCAAGGGUAUUUCCGAGGAAGAAAUGUUCAGCGUCGUCAAGACAGGCAAAAAGACGGCCAAGAAGAGCUGGAAGCGCAUGAUUACCAAGCCCACCUUUGUCGGACCAGGCUUCACCCGCCGCCCCGUCAAGUACGAACGCUUCAUCCGGCCCAUGGGUCUGCGCUACAAAAAGGCAAACGUCACACACCCUGAACUCAGCGUCACCGUGCAACUGCCCAUCAUCUCCGUCAAGAAGAAUCCUCAGAAUCCUUUGUACACCCAAUUGGGCGUCCUCACAAAGGGAACCAUCAUCGAGGUCAACGUGUCCGAGUUGGGUCUCGUUACCGCAGGUGGGAAAGUCGUAUGGGGUCGUUAUGCUCAAAUUACAAACAACCCUGAAAACGAUGGCUGCUUGAAUGCUGUUCUGCUUGUCUAG
Messenger RNA from Plenodomus lingam JN3, 786 nucleotides. RefSeq names its product Ribosome biogenesis protein (gene NSA2). NCBI's taxonomy places the organism in Eukaryota, Fungi, Ascomycota, Dothideomycetes, Pleosporales, Leptosphaeriaceae. Gene Ontology annotation, cellular component: preribosome, large subunit precursor; nucleolus. The record is from RefSeq and is a predicted model, not a curated record. Gene Ontology annotation, biological process: maturation of 5.8S rRNA; maturation of LSU-rRNA.